AUGUCCAUGCUAACUGCAACCAAGAAGACGAAUAUAGAAGAUGAUGCUGCACUUCUAUCUACAGUAACUACCAACAGCAUCUUAAAUCAAUUAAGAGCAGACUCCGAGUACGACGAAGAAGACGACGAAUUAACAACAAGACCUACACCUACUGGUAGCCCUCCUCCAGUAUCUGUGACCACUGCUAAUUCUGCUGACAGUGACGACGAUGAAAUAAUGGCUUCAUCUCCGCCACCACAAACUUCGUCCGCUGGCUUACCUGGUAAUAUGACUCCAGCAACUGGUGCACCACCAGCGGCCGAUCUAGCAUCUGGCGGUGGUACGUCGUCGUAUCAUAUACCACAGUUCCCCAUCGAACGCAUAGAAAGCAAAAUGGCAGCCAUUAGUAGCAGUCUGGCCAAAGAAAUGGACGAAAAGCGAGCUGCUGCAGCAGCUUUAGGAUACCCACAGUCAACAAUGAACAAGGAUGACAGGCAAUUGUAUGGUGAUGGUGUAUCGAUUUCAGCGCAGUCAUCAACCACUGCGGGAAUCGAGAAACAACUACCAUCGACCACUGGUGCACAGUGGCAACAAAAUCUAUCUGAAGACAACGAAGGGCAAUACGAUUUCGUGCCACAUUUUCAACGAGUCAGCAUUGGCGGAGAAGAUAACAAUGGGGUCCCUUUGGAAGAUUUGCAUUGGGCAUCACAACAACUCAUGGAAGCGUUGCACAUUAGAGAACGUUAUAUGCGAGUGUCCCAUCAAUCUUUCCCGAACAUCACGUCGAAGUUUUUCCACAAAAAGCACCCUAAGCCGCAAGGGGGGGAUCCAUCCUCACCGUCGUCCGGUAACGCUUCUGUGCUUCACUCCUCGGACAGCGUUACAGACGUGUCCGCUGGUGGCGACUCGAACAACAAAUCGGAAAUCAGACAGCCUUAUCCAAGAGCCCGAGUGAUCAAGCACGAAGACCGUCAAUCGAUCGCCGAUAUCCGGAAACGAGUCUCUGUUUCUGAUCUAGGGACGACACAAUCUAGGAAAUCGUCGUAUAAUCCGUGGGCUGACCGACGAAGUUCGACCAUGGACGACGCGUUUACCGACCAACUAUUAUUCGACAUUGCGUACGGCCAAUACGACCAUCCGGUACAUCCUCCAGCCAGCGUUGGCGACCCGUGGCAGUGCGACUUUCCGCCAUCAUUGGGCUUCACGAUCCGUGCCAAGGAUGGCGUAUUUCAAAUGUACAGCAGUCCUGACUCUGAGACUCCAGUUCAAGGAUUCCCAUAUCCUAAUUUGGAGACGUUUUGUCGGGACAUGCAACGGCUGUGCACUAUGAUAUCUGACGGUCCACUAAAAUCAUUUUGUUAUCGUCGGUUGUCGUAUUUAUCGUCGAAAUUCCAACUGCAUGUGUUACUAAACGAAUUGAGGGAACUUGCGUCACAGAAAGCUAUCCCGCAUCGUGAUUUCUACAAUAUCAGAAAGGUCGACACCCAUAUACAUGCUGCAUCGUGCAUGAAUCAAAAACAUUUGUUAAGAUUCAUUAAGAAAACUUUAAAAAAUCAUUCUGAUGAAGUGGUGUCUGCUGGUGGUAUGACACUUAAACAGGUUUUUGAAUCAAUGAAAUUAACAUCGUAUGACUUGACCGUCGAUAUGUUGGAUGUACACGCAGAUCGCAACACGUUUCACAGGUUCGACAAAUUUAAUUCCAAAUACAACCCUAUUGGAGAAUCUCGUCUUAGAGAAGUAUUCUUGAAAACAGAUAAUUAUACUGGUGGUAAAUAUUUUGCUCGGGUAAUUAAUGAAGUGGCGGCUGACUUAGAAGAAUCAAAAUAUCAAAAUGCCGAACUCCGCCUGUCAAUCUACGGAAAGAGUCGUGAUGAAUGGGACAAACUAGCAAAAUGGGCUAUUUCUAAUAGAGUGUAUUCUGACAAUGUUCGAUGGCUAGUUCAGAUUCCACGAUUGUUUGAUAUAUUUAGAUCGAACAAUAUUUUAGACAACUUCCAGCAGUUGUUGGAUAAUGUAUUUUUGCCACUGUUUGAAGCCACCAAUGAUCCUAAUUCACAUCCAGAUCUCCAUAGAUUUUUACAACAUGUAGUCGGGUUUGAUAGUGUUGAUGAUGAGUCGAAACCAGAAAAUCCAUUUGUUGACCGAGAAGUUCCCAAACCAGCACAAUGGAGAGAAACUGAUAAUCCACCUUAUGCAUAUUAUCAGUACUAUAUGUAUGCUAACAUGACUGUACUCAAUCAUCUCAGAAUCAAACAAGGUUUCAACACGUUUGUUCUAAGACCCCAUUGUGGUGAAGCAGGAGCUGUACAACAUUUGAAAAGUGCCUGUACUUCAAUACUUGUAUUAUGUUGCCCAAAUUGGUAUAGCCAUGUCACCUUUGUCAAACAAUUCAUGGUUUUGAAUUAUCAUCGGAAUCCAUUACCCGAAUAUUUGGCUCGUGGUCUGGUUAUCAGUCUGUCAACAGACGACCCACUGCAGUUUCAUUUCACCAAGGAACCGUUAAUGGAAGAAUACUCGAUCGCCGCUCAAGUAUGGAAAUUGUCAGCAUGCGAUAUGAGCGAGUUGGCUCGAAACUCUGUACUGAUGUCUGGAUUUCCUCAUAGGAUCAAGCAGUACUGGUUGGGACCAAAUUACACUAAGGAGGGGGUGGCAGGAAAUGACAUAUCGAGGACCAAUGUCCCGGAUAUACGAGUGGCAUACCGCAACGAAACCCUUUUAGACGAGUUAGCGGUCAUAUUUGGCUCCAUGCCGACAAAUGCAACAACGAAUACAAACAGUGGAACACCUACAGUGCCAAGUUCAUAG
This is a messenger RNA of Macrosiphum euphorbiae (potato aphid), 2784 nucleotides long. The record is from the annotation of a GenBank genome assembly. NCBI's taxonomy places the organism in Eukaryota, Metazoa, Arthropoda, Insecta, Hemiptera, Aphididae.